AUGUAUUACCUAAAAUUAUUCCUGAAAUUAUUGUUGCUUCUCUUUUUAAGCUACGAUUUCAUCAUUUUGAAGAGCGGGACUAGCAGAGUUGUGCAUGGGGACAGAAACUUUUUAAAAGAAAGUUACGAAUUUUUAUUCUCUCACUAUGUGUUAAGUAGGAUAAAAAAGUAUUUCGAUUUAUUAAACCAUGGGGAGGACACGGAAAUAUAUUUUGAGGACGACAGUUACCAAGCAGACAACAAUAGCACAGGUGAUGAAAAGUAUGUCAUAUUUUUGCGGAACAUCAAGGCGGCUUUAAUUUACCGACUUAUAUGCCGUUUUGUCCUUUUUAUUUACGUCCUGAUUGCAGCAAGUUUGAUAUUCCCGCAUUAUUUGAAGCCGUACAUACCACCCAUUCUGCUAAACAAUCGGAGGUUCAAUGAAGUGUUUGAAAAUAUGCAACAAAAAAAACUCAUGGUACUUGGCAUCAUGAUAUUUUCUUACAACAUCAUAUAUGGGAUGUUGUGCAACACAAGUGUGAUACAUGUGUACCAAAACAGGAAUUUGAUUUACGACGAUUAUUACGCCGAUCAUCUGUUUGCGCAGCGCCUCCGCGAGAAUAUGACUCAUGUGCCUGGGUAA
This is a messenger RNA of Plasmodium cynomolgi strain B, 621 nucleotides long. RefSeq lists its product as hypothetical. The record is from RefSeq and is a predicted model, not a curated record. The transcript has 2 exons. The coding region runs from base 1 to 621 and encodes 206 amino acids. NCBI's taxonomy places the organism in Eukaryota, Apicomplexa, Aconoidasida, Haemosporida, Plasmodiidae.